Molecule: messenger RNA, 2050 nt
Organism: Helicoverpa zea (corn earworm)
Lineage: Eukaryota; Metazoa; Arthropoda; Insecta; Lepidoptera; Noctuidae
Exons: 3
Coding region: 160-630 (156 amino acids)
Source: RefSeq, a predicted model, not a curated record
UCAAAGAUGAAAUUAUGGUAAAUAGUAAGCGUUGUUACAACGAGCUGCAGUGUUUAAUAGUCCGCGUUUUAUUUCGCGCGCGUUAUCAAUCCGCAAAAAGAGUGCUUUUCAAACAAACCAAUCGAGGAAACUGUGGUUUAUGAGCACGGCACUCCAGAAAUGGCGAAGUUCCUGAAGUCGAUAUUCCACACGACAGACAGACGGAAGCCGUCGCACUAUGAGCACGAGGUCGAAGAUGAGAGGAGCGAGUCUCCGCCACCAGAGCGUAGGAGACAGCUGUCCAUAUCGCGCUCUGGCAGAAUGAAGCAGGCUAACAAGAAGAGGCAUUCCUUGACGCUGGAGCUUUAUGGAGAAACCAUCCAAAUAGACGCAGUAGAAAAUCCAGUACCCAUGGACUACCAAAUUCACUCACCAAGCCACACCGCUCCUGCAGAUCUUGAACCUUACAGUGCCAACCCAGGCAGGUUUGACACAGCUGAUAUGAAUGACGUUAUAGACCUUCCAGACCAAUCUACAGAUUUAGCUAAAACUAUAGAAGUCACUCUGGAAGCUAAACUAAGUACCGUAGCUAUUGAAAAGUCACCUGAGGAAGAAAUAGACAACGCAUUUGAAAUCUUAGACAAGUCAUAGCGAAGGGAGUUUGUACAGAAGAAGGGUGUAGUGUUAAUAAUUAAGUAUUAUAAAAUAGUAUUGUUAUAAUUGAGUGAUAAGUAAUAUACAUAGUUUAAAUAGCUAGGGCGAGAUAUGGAUGAAGAAUUACGACUGCUUUGGCCAAUAACUUCUUACUGAUGAUUGAACCUGGGCUUAUUCUCGUGUAAGUGAUUUACGUGGUUGAUGGAGCUAUGUGGGAGUUAGGUACCUGUUGCCUAGCUAUUUAUGUAAAUGUGAGACUUGAGUAAGAUAUUUUACCGUUUCUACCUUGAAGUUGAAACAGGAAAGUGUUUCUGCGUGUGGCAUAGGUGUGCGUUCAUAAUAAAUAAAGAGAUGCUAUCGAUCCUUGAUAGAUUUUUGAUAGCAGUAUUAUUAUAUUGUUUGGGGUUUCCAUCGAUUAUACGGAUAUUGGUGUAUUGUAUAAAAAGCUAUGUUGGUAACUGGCGAAAGUGUUGAUUAUGAUGUUUCUGAGACAGUGAAGCAUUUAGAAAUUAACAGAAGAUAAAGAGUUGACGCUUCAUUCGUAAGGGUCUCGUUAAGACUAUGGAAUAGGUAUUGGAAUGGAUAUAUUGGGUAUUCUUUAUAUUCUAAAGAUUUGGAAAACUGAACAGCAUAUUUUGGUGACAACAUGUCUGUAACUGUAUUUCUUAUCAUUAUUAUUAUUUAAAUCCAGAUAUAGCUAAUUGGAUUAUGCAUAAAAUACCCACUAAAUAAUCUAUUGCAGUUAUUAUUUGCUGCUCAAAAACUGUACUUGUCCUUGACAAAAGGCAAUUUAUAAAAUACUUGAUAUCUUGUGAGUUAUCAUAAAAAAAAAUCGAUGAUGAUUUUCGCGAUAUGAAUUGAAAUAUAGUAGGUAUAGUUUUAUUUUGUACAUUUUCACCCAGUGAAUGAUUUAUCUAGCAUUUAUCUGAAGUGUGACUUAUAUAACUUAUACGUGCAAUAUAACCUACGUAUAAAAAUAGUUAUUCAUAUACUGUCGAACAUCGAAUCCUGGUCACAGCUCUUAGUACCUUUAAAACGUUGGUCAUCAUAAUUUGAAAUAUUAAAUUAUUAUUUGAAACGACGCAACCAAAUGUAGCUAUGAUAUAAGGUGUGAUAUUAAUUAUCAAAAGAUUUGAUUGAUUGAUAAGUUUCUAUUUUGGGAAAUCCACAGAAAGAAACGUUAAUUCUAAUACUUUAAAUAAAACUGCCUGGUGGAGCUAGAGUUGUCUUUAUUUCUUUAAAGUUGCCUUUUCAAAAUUUAUUGAAAUAGACGGUUUUUACUGAACCAUUUUUCUGCUACCAAGUGUAGUUAGGUAGUAAAUAAUGUUUCAUCUGUAAUACCCAAUUGAUGUACGUAAUAUAUUGUUUUUGUAAUUGACGCGUUUUGCAUGGAAUUAAAGACUGAUUGUUCAAACAA